This is a messenger RNA of Saccharomyces kudriavzevii IFO 1802, 423 nucleotides long. RefSeq names its product ribonuclease P/MRP protein subunit POP7 (gene POP7). Gene Ontology annotation, biological process: nuclear-transcribed mRNA catabolic process, RNase MRP-dependent; tRNA 5'-leader removal; rRNA processing. Bases 1 to 423 code for a protein of 140 amino acids. Gene Ontology annotation, molecular function: RNA binding. The record is from RefSeq and is a predicted model, not a curated record. Gene Ontology annotation, cellular component: ribonuclease MRP complex; nucleolar ribonuclease P complex. NCBI's taxonomy places the organism in Eukaryota, Fungi, Ascomycota, Saccharomycetes, Saccharomycetales, Saccharomycetaceae. The transcript has a single exon.
AUGGCGGUGAAAGAAAAUGUCAAGAGUCAUCCAUGUAAGCGAGUAAAGAAGCACGCAUCGUUGAAGGUUCUAACGCAUAAACAGAUACAUACAACGAUCUUCAUUAAGUCCGCAACACCAUAUGUCAGUGCGCUGAAAAGAAUAAACAAGUUUCUUGAUGGUGUCUGUAAGCACGGAUCUUCUUAUGUUGUGGUUUUGGGUAUGGGCAAAGCUGUUGAAAAGACGCUGGCAUUAGGUUGUCAUUUCCAAGAUCAGAAGAACAAGAAAAUAGAGGUUUUCACCAGAAGUAUAGAAGUUCUCGACGAAGUGAUAAUCGAAGACAAUGUGGAUGCCGAAAGUGAGAGUAGUAUUGACGACGAUGAUAGAGAAACCCAACUUAAGAAAAGGACUGUAAGCGGCGUGGAGCUGCGUAUUUAUGUAUAA